Molecule: messenger RNA, 1542 nt
Organism: Pseudogymnoascus verrucosus
Lineage: Eukaryota; Fungi; Ascomycota; Leotiomycetes; Thelebolales; Thelebolaceae
Exons: 3
Coding region: 1-1542 (513 amino acids)
Biological process (GO): positive regulation of transcription by RNA polymerase II
Cellular component (GO): nucleus
Molecular function (GO): zinc ion binding; DNA-binding transcription factor activity, RNA polymerase II-specific; transcription cis-regulatory region binding
Source: RefSeq, a predicted model, not a curated record
AUGGCUCCGCCGUUGUGGAGCAAGCAGGGCUGCUGGACCUGCCGCCUGCGCAAGAAGAAAUGCGACGAAGGCCACCCUCAGUGCUCGACCUGUGAAUCGCUAUCCAUCACAUGUCAUGGCUAUGGAUCAAAACCUGACUGGAUGGAUGGCGGUGACGGUGAAAGAGCAGUGUCGAAUGGCAUCAAAGAAGUUGUAAAGCAAACAUCAAGACGCAAAGCAGCCCAAUCUAUAAAGCAACGUGACCCAGCCAAGAUAGCACCCAAGUCAACUACUUUAUCAGAGAGUUCGUCGUCCCCUGCUCCAAGUCAAGAUAGACACGAGCCCGCCUUCUCAGCAGAUGAGACUGCUCUCCUAAUGCACUUCCUGGAUCAUGUAUUCCCACUUCAAUACCCCGUGUAUAAACCGGCAAUACAAGAAGGAGGGCGUGGCUGGCUACUAUCCGCUCUGCUUCAAACAAAGUCACUUUAUCAUGCCGCUCUGGCCCUGAGCGCAUACCAUUACCAGACAGCCGCAUCUGUCAUGCUCAGCCAACCAUGCCAAAUCGCUACGCUGGUCAUGCAGGAAAAACACCUUGAAAUUUGUAUAAAAUCACUUAAUACGUUUACUCAUACGUCCUGUCCAAACGGAGAGUUGAGUAUCAUGAUGACGAUCAUCCAGCUGUCAUUUUUUGAGCUAUUUACCAACUACGGCAAUGCAUGGCAGGCUCAUCUGCGUGCAGCAAUGAAUAUGUAUCAGCGGAGGAACAGACCUGAUUUGGUACCACUUGAUCUGUCUAGCGAAUCAAAGACGGCAUUAAACGACCUUCCACUUCUCGAACGCGAAGCUCUUGUUUCCAACGAAGCAGCGCAAUCUAGAUUUAUUAGUGGGACGCUGAUCUGGCUUGAUAUUAUAUCGUGCAUCACAGCAACAACUACACCACAUUUACUACAGAGUCAUUCUACCGUUAUGGCCCCGGAUUCCCAGACCCAACUUGAAGAUAUUAUGGGCUGCAAGAACUGGGUCAUGCUUCAAAUCGGCCGUAUCGCUGCGCUGCACGCAGAUAGGCUUCAAUCGUUGCGACAGGGACACUUCAAUUGUGUGGGGUUUAAGCAGACUAUCAUCGAUAUCAACCUAGAGAUACAGAGCGGCUUAAAUGCCUCUGGACCCGAUUCUGUCGCAUUAUGCAAUCCGUCAGCGCUCAUUACGCCAGUGUUUGCAAGCAUGGCAUUGGUUUAUCUUCACUUGAUUACCCAUGGCUUCCAACAACUUGGAGAAUUAGACGCAGUCAUUUCUAGGGUCAUGAUAAUGCUUCAAACGGAGGUUCCCACGCAUCUUCUGCCAGCCGUCGUCGCGCCAUUGUAUGUUAUUGGGUCAGUGGCGAGGCAGGGGGACGAGCAGUUCUUCCGGGACGUCUUUUCAUCUCCGCCCCUACUCGAUCCCUCACUUAAACAACGGGCGAGGAUCUUGCCAGCUCUAGAAGAGGUCUGGAAUAAGAGGAGGGCCGACCCUACCUUCCUGUGGGAGAGUAGCCUCGAACCCAUUCAUGAUAUCCUACUUAUUUAA